Molecule: messenger RNA, 1383 nt
Organism: Botrytis cinerea B05.10
Lineage: Eukaryota; Fungi; Ascomycota; Leotiomycetes; Helotiales; Sclerotiniaceae
Exons: 2
Coding region: 28-1287 (419 amino acids)
Source: RefSeq, a predicted model, not a curated record
GGGUUGUUAACGACAGUGAUAUGUGGUAUGAAGGGAUGCAGAAUUUUUCAUGGCAGAAGUGCUGGAAGGUACUUGAAAUGCUCUAACUGGAAUUAUUCUACAUCGGCUUCGAAAUCAAUUGCGAACGCCAAAGACUUCAAAAAUGUCACUUCCAGCUCUGCUACCACAUGCGACUUGAGUCAGGGGGGCAGAGCCGAUGGCAUCCAAACCACGACUGUAGAAGGAACAGAAGGGCAAAGGGAUGGAAAUGGAAAAGGGAACAAACGCCGAGAGUUGCCUCUUUCACCACUCAUGAAUCCCUUAUUCCAAGAAGCCCGAAACAAACAUUCAGCUCCCAAACCGCAACCCAAGAAAGAAGGUCGAACAGCUUUUCAAGAGCAGCUUGCCAAAAAUCCUUAUGCUCUCGCCCUUGCAACCCCCGUCCGUCAAUGUACUGCAACACAACUCUCGCUCCCUAGUUUCUUUCUCCAGGAUUUCACAAUAAUGGCGCAUCCCACCACAUCUGCCCCCUGGCACGUUCCUCGAAGUCUCUCUCCCCAUUCACCCAACGUCAAAUCCUCCGAGCAAAACACUCUACACACCCCCUCAUUAGGAUCCACCUCCUACGUAGCUCUGCGCCAAUCGCUCCUCCAGUCCUUCUUCAAGACAAAAUCUGGAUACACGGGGAUAUACAAAAAAUUUGGACUCAUGCAGGCAAAAAGUACAGCGAGGAAACAUGCUGUGCUACAAGCUACCUGGAGAUCAGAUAUGGAUACUUUUCUACUGGAAUUGAUGAGGAGGCGGACGGCGGAAUUAUUGGAGUAUUUGUGUAAGAAGAAGAGUUAUAUACACAAAUGUGCGAAUUGGGAAGAAGUGGAAUUCAGUGAACAGACUGGCUGUGUAUUGUGGAUGGGUCAGAAGCUUGCUUCGAGGGGAGAAGGGGAGCAGGGAUGGGAACAAGAGCAAGAGCAAGAAGUUCCUCCUGGAGAGUUCGAAAUUAAGAGAAUCGGACCCGGAGGAAGGAAAGCUGUGCCUGUGUUUAACCUAAGAACGAUGAUGGGUAAACAGUGGAUCGAGAAGAUCAGAGAGGGGAAUCGAAUAUUUGGGAAUCAGAUCUUGGUUGUCAAACACAAGAAUGCGACCAAAGAGAUACAGAUGAGACUAUGGAAGUUGCAGGGUUAUGUUGCAACGUAUGGAGGGAUGCCGGACGAAGGUGUAAAAAUGCCUACGAAGGCUACGCAGUCGAAGGCUACGCAAUCGAAGAAGAUCAGCACCAGGUCGAUAAAUAUUGCCCGACUCCAAACCUAAGGAAAUUUCUAAAGCUUUGCGUUAACACUAAAGAGGAAAAAACAAACAUUUCAAAUUAGAUUAUAACUAUGACGUAAUAUCGUAACUGGUCUCCCA